AUGUCAUCAUCACCACCACUACCUUCGUACAGACGCAUAGAAACCUUAGAAUUCUCCAAAUAUAUCCCUUCGUCCAUCUUGGACGAUAUCUGUCCCUCUCGUUUGAAAUCAACGUCGACUUUUCAUGCCGUCAAACACACGAGAGAAGCGACGAAAAAGAACUGCCUCGGGAAACCAAUUCUUGAUUUGAACCAUCCGGCGUAUCCUGCGUACGGAUUAUUCGCGUCUCGGAAGCUCUCGAGUUUGGAGCGCGUGAUUGAUUAUCACGGGUUCGUGACUUUGAACGGGGAGGAGGAUAAGGAAAGCGAUUACACGUAUUCGUUUGCAAAGAGACGGUUGGUGAUUGAUGCGAAUGCAGUUGGCACAGAGGCGAGAUUUUGCAACGACUUUCGAGGCAUUCGGGAAAGGCCGAACGCGGAGUUUUUUGAAUAUCGCGACCGAGUGGGGGAUUUAAAGUGCGGAAUCCGAGUGAAGAAAGGCGAAAUGAUUGGGAAAGGAGAUGAAAUAUGCGUAAAUUACGGGAAAGGGUUUUGGUUGCAUCGAUUCGGGAGAGAGGCUUUGGAGAAGGCGUCGCUCUCGACGCGGGGUCCCCGUCGAGGAGGGGAAGGUUGA
Bathycoccus prasinos is the source of this 612-nucleotide messenger RNA. RefSeq lists its product with no specific name. Bases 1 to 612 code for a protein of 203 amino acids. NCBI's taxonomy places the organism in Eukaryota, Viridiplantae, Chlorophyta, Mamiellophyceae, Mamiellales, Bathycoccaceae. The transcript has a single exon. The record is from RefSeq and is a predicted model, not a curated record. Gene Ontology annotation, molecular function: protein binding.